Trichobilharzia szidati is the source of this 524-nucleotide messenger RNA. Lineage: Eukaryota; Metazoa; Platyhelminthes; Trematoda; Strigeidida; Schistosomatidae. The record is from the annotation of a GenBank genome assembly.
CCCACUAAAACUAAUAUUUUCUUUUUUAUUUACUUACCUAUGUUAAUAUAAACAGAUUGUAUUUCACAGUAAACUUCCUAACAAUAGAGAUAUGAACGAAAAUGCAUAAAAACCAAUAGUAAUAGUAAUAAUAAUAACGGUAAUAACAAUCUGAGUGAAAGUGCGACAACUCUUUCGCAGAAAUGUCUCUUCGACUACUUUUUGCGCUGACAAUUGUCUUUGUAAGCAUAAUUUCCGUUGAAAUUGUGCAAGGUCAAAGAGAUCCACCCGCCGAGAGCGUUGAGUCCUUUAAAACUGACGAGAGCGUUGAGUCCUUUAAAACUGACGAGAGCGUUGAGUCCUUUAAAACUGAAGAUAUGAAAGACCGCAUACUGAAGUUCAUUGAGUUCAUUGCUGAGAUAAUAAAGAUGUUUGCCAAUGGCAACCACUGAUCAGUGUAUGAACAUUGCCUCAAUAUGAAAAAGACUUUCCGGUCUCUUUAAUGAAGUUUGGAACACUAAAGUUUUAGUAAAGUAAAAUAAGUA